This is a messenger RNA of Colletotrichum phormii, 965 nucleotides long. RefSeq lists its product as uncharacterized. The coding region runs from base 205 to 486 and encodes 93 amino acids. The transcript has a single exon. The record is from RefSeq and is a predicted model, not a curated record. Lineage: Eukaryota; Fungi; Ascomycota; Sordariomycetes; Glomerellales; Glomerellaceae.
CGCGUUCCGCCAUAUUGGCGUUGUCGGGUCGAUUUGUGGAAGUGCUCCGAUAUCUGAUAUGGUUUAUGUGUCAAAGUUCCAGCAUCCCUUGGUAUUCAAAUCCAGCCGCAGCCAGACCAUCUCCAAAGUACUCGCAACGAUCAAUUUCGGCCUCCAAUGAGCGACAAAGAGAAUUCGGGAGAUCUCCUUGCACCCGGAGCUUGAAUGACGUUCACCUACGCCGGGAUGCAUAGGUUACUUAGUUAUAUUUCGGUUGCGAUGCCAGUCGCCUCAGCGCAGACAACCGUUCGUUUCGACGUCCAGUCCUCCAAUGGGUUCUUUUUUACUAAAGAGAGAGGGGCGUUCAUCUUCAAUAUUUGUGAGAAGUCUCCGCGGGGUUUGGUACCUCCGACACCUCAACAUAGACGCAGCAACACAAAUCCACGAUCACUAAUCGAUUCUCGAGCCAACGCAGUGAUUAUUUAUGAGAUAUUUCAGUUUCCGUAAAGCCCAUUUCAAUCAUUCUAAAUGUCAUCUUCAUACCGUGGAGUUUUUGAAUAAUAUUCUGGAUGUCUCUUACUUGAUCAGAGGCAUUCAUAGGUAAAUGGCCCCUAGUACGCCAUUGCCAUAGAUUGGUAAAGAGGUCUGAUAUUGAGGAAGGUCUUUUCCAACCACUUGUUGUCAAUUUAAAAUCUGUGGAAUUGUUGUCUCAUAUCUACUACCUCGGUCUUGCAGAAAGGCCAAGUGGGUAACUAUCAACGCCGUUCGAUGGUGAGCUCAUCAUUGUCAGAUCACGGAUCGUGCUGAACAAUCUUUCUCCGACUCAAUGCCAACUUGAGCCCCGCAACAUUCCUAAUCCAUGUAAGGUAUACUUCUGUAUAGCAGGAUUUCGAAUAAUUUCGCUACCUCUGUCAUAGUCUAUAACUGGGCCCGGGCUCAGCUCCAAGUCACCAGAGAAAGAAGUCGAGAUGGGUCAAGGGUGCGAA